AUGAGAGUCACCUCUCACGCAUUAACAAAUUAUUUGCGAAAUUUUUCUGCAGGAUUAUUGCCUAAGAAGACAAAGCCUCUGAGUUUAGUCAGCCUUUGUGUUGGAGUUCUUGGAAGACAUUUGGAGGAUAUUAUUGCAGAUUUGAGUGAAAUUGCUAUCAACUUGCCAGCUGAUAUAAAGAUAACAGUGGCAGCUAUUGCUAGAAGAAGAAAAUUGCUGAAUGAUGAUGUCCUGAUCGCAUUAGCUGAUACUUCCUGGGAAAUCUUUGAUGUCUCCGGCUCAGAUGUCUCUGAUUUUGGCUUAAUAAAAGCAGCUGAAGUAUGUAGAUUCAUUAAAGCUCUAGAUAUAAGUUGUUUAAAGGCCGACUAG
Messenger RNA from Glycine soja, 369 nucleotides. RefSeq lists its product as uncharacterized. The record is from RefSeq and is a predicted model, not a curated record. The transcript has 4 exons. NCBI's taxonomy places the organism in Eukaryota, Viridiplantae, Streptophyta, Magnoliopsida, Fabales, Fabaceae. The coding region runs from base 1 to 369 and encodes 122 amino acids.